AAGCCAAACCAUACUACUACGACAAACGUGAUGCGUACUACUAUGAAAAGCGUCAAGAAGAACGUGAUGCCAAACCAUACUACUACGAAAAGCGUCAAGAAGAACGUGAUGCCGAACCAUACUACUACGAAAAGCGUCAAGAAGAACGUGAUGCCGAACCAUACUAUUAUGAAAAACGUGGACCAUACUAUUACGAAAAGCGAGAACCAUACUACUAUGACAAACGUCAAGAAGAGAAACGUGAUGCUGAACCAUACUACUACGAAAAGCGUCAAGAAGAACGUGAUGCCGAACCAUACUAUUAUGAAAAAC
Molecule: messenger RNA, 312 nt
Organism: Dentiscutata heterogama
Lineage: Eukaryota; Fungi; Glomeromycota; Glomeromycetes; Diversisporales; Gigasporaceae
Source: the annotation of a GenBank genome assembly